CGGCCCCGCCGGACGCUGAAGACCCGGUGGCGGCGUGACAGAGGAACGCGGCGAGGAUGAGCUCCUUCCUCGAGUAUCCCGUCCUCGGCGGCGAGGCGGGGGGCUGCGCCGCCCGCGCCUACCACCCCGACCACGGGAUUACAACUUUCCAGCCCUGUGCCGUCAGCGCCGGCAGCUGCAGCGGGGAGGAUCGCUUCCUCACGGGCCGCGGGGUGCCCAUCAGCCCCCACCGCCACCACCACCCUCCGGCCCAGCCCGCCGCCUACCAGCACCACGGCGGCCUGGGGGUGUCCUACGCGCACCCCGGCUGCGGCCCGACCUACGGCGCGCAGGGCUUCGGACCGGCGUACGGCCCCUACCCCCUCGGGCAGGACGCGGAGCUGGGCGGCGGCUUCCCCCCCUGCGCCCCCGCCGUGUACUCGGGGAGCAUCUCCUCCGCCUCCGCCGCGCAGCACCCGCACCAGGGCUACGCGGGGGGCCCCGCUCAGUACGUGCCUCCCCCCUACGGGCAGGAGCAGCAGAACCUGCCCCUGGGCACCUACAACCAUGCCCUAUCUCCCCUCCACGCCGGCCACCGGGAAAACGCCCGCUCCCCCUCCACCGAGACGUCGCCGCCGGCGCAAACCUUCGACUGGAUGAAAGUGAAAAGAAACCCACCCAAAACAGGCAAGGCUGGCGAGUACGGCUUCGUGGGGCAGCCCAACACUGUCAGAACUAACUUCACCACCAAGCAGCUCACCGAGCUGGAGAAGGAGUUUCAUUUCAACAAGUACCUGACCAGGGCCAGGCGGGUGGAAAUCGCCGCCUCCCUCCAGCUCAACGAGACGCAGGUGAAGAUCUGGUUCCAGAACCGGCGGAUGAAGCAAAAGAAACGGGAGAAAGAGGGGCUGCUGCCCAUCUCCCCCGCCACCCCCACGGGCUGCGAGGAGAAGGUAGAGGACUCCUCGGAGAAGUCCUGCUCCUCGCCCUGCAGCGCCUCGCCCGCCUCCUCCGCCUCGGACACGCUCGCUGCCUCCAACUGAGACCCGGCGCGCCCCGACGGCCGCCCAUCGCGACGCUCCCGCCAGCGCAACUCGCGUCCGUUCACCGCGGUUAUGUCGAUCCUUCGGUCGCUCCCUCGGUCGGUCGGUGUCCCCGAGAGGUUCCGGCGCGCCUCGGGGAUGCCGGCUCCGCCGCCCGCUCGCCUCCCUGCCGCCGGGUCCCGGCGCCUUGGUGCCAAGAGAUUUUCUUUCGCCCCCCCCCCCCCCCGCCCCAACCCUUUCUGCUGGAGGAUCUGUAUUGGCACACGCGUAAGGGUCUCCCUCCUCCGGUGCAAGGACGCUCCUCCGAGUUUCCCUGAGUGAAAGACAGGUGAUCUAGGGUACAUAACCUCACAAAAAGAUGCACUAUUGCAAGUGUUUACACAACUUAUAGGACUUUCACCCCCUUAAUUUAAUGUAUUCUUUGUUCGUGUCUAUGAGUUUGUUGCUUGUAAAUACUUUGUCCGAGAGAUUUAUCUUUUUACAGAUUUUUCUAGAAAUGACGUUUCGAUUAUCAGGUUAAGCAGGGUGAGUGCAUUCGCCAAACUGGAUCCACUUUUAUAUUGGUAAAGCCAACGACCGUAUCAAGUAAACGUCUUAAGCUCAAGCAGAUACCUCAAAAAAAAAAAAAAAAAAGCGCUAUUUCUUUAAAUGUGACAAACAAGGCUUCAAUUGCACUAGGUUUUGUAAACCUUACCCAGUGUGCUUGCUCCCCCUUCCUUGCCCCCCUCCCCCCCAAGUUGUGCUGGAUUUAUACUCAACCAAAGGGUAUAACUGUCCAAAAGACCUCACCUCUUCCUGUUUUCAUAUUAACCUUCCUUUAGCCUCGAUGUCUUUUCAACCUACUUGUGAAUGUGACAAAUGGCCAAAUGAAUGUAUAAUUUCUGUGGUUGGUGUCUGGACCGUUGCAUGACGCACCGUGCUUUGCUGUACUGCGGGUAUACUGAGUUCUAUCAGUUGUCGUGUGUGAGCGAAAUGUCCUCCUGAUUUUCUGUACAAUCAUGAAAGGCUCUGGGAUUCCGCUGGUGAUGGAAGCCAGGGCAGGAUUUA
Messenger RNA from Grus americana (Whooping crane), 2069 nucleotides. It is a transcript of the gene HOXA1, whose product is annotated as homeobox A1. The transcript has 2 exons. Gene Ontology annotation, cellular component: nucleus. Gene Ontology annotation, biological process: regulation of transcription by RNA polymerase II. NCBI's taxonomy places the organism in Eukaryota, Metazoa, Chordata, Aves, Gruiformes, Gruidae. The record is from RefSeq and is a predicted model, not a curated record. The coding region runs from base 57 to 1022 and encodes 321 amino acids. Gene Ontology annotation, molecular function: DNA-binding transcription factor activity, RNA polymerase II-specific; RNA polymerase II cis-regulatory region sequence-specific DNA binding.